AUGACUUUCAAAUCAGAGGCCAUAGUUGCUCGAGGUCCCUUCUCUGAGGGAAAAUGGGCAAUUGAGCCCGUGACCUUGCGGGAUCUCAAGCCUGACGAGUUGCUAAUCGAGAUGGUGGCGUCUGGCAUCUGCCACACUGAUCUACACUGCGGGAACACCCCAGAUGAUAAGGGAGUUCCAGCCGUCUUUUACCCCCGAGUUCUUGGCCACGAAGGCUCCGGCUAUGUGGUAAAAGUUGGCAGUGAGGUAACAAAAGCCAAAGAGGGCGACCCCGUCCUCCUAUCAUUCUCUUACUGCGGCAAAUGCCAUGUUUGCAAGACCGGACCACCCUCGCACUGCACAAACUUCUUUGAGAUCAACUUCAUGGGGGAGCCUGUCUUCUCUGACGGGAUUGGCGGUCGCUUCUUCGGACAGUCCAGUCUUGCCCGCCAUUCUGUCGUCAGCGACAAGUGUGUUGUCAAUGUAUCCGGCCUGGGGCUGACCAGGGACGACUUGAAGACAUUGGCCCCUCUAGGCUGCGGACUCCAAACUGGCAGCGGCACGAUCGUCAAUGUAGCCAAGGCAGGGCCUGACGACUGCGUCACGAUCGCGGGAAUGGGCGGCGUGGGGUUGGCAGCUGUGAUGGCAGCAAAGGAGAGAAAAUGCAAGGCCAUUGUUGGGAUCGACCGUGUCGAGGCUCGCCUUGAGCUUGCCAAGUCACUCGGCGCAACUCACGUCAUCAACACGACUGGAUUAUCGAUGGAGCAAGUGACUGAGAAGAUCAAAGAGGCUACCGAAGGGCUCGGGUCAACGAUUUCCAUCGAUACAAGCGCUUACCCGCCACUCCUAGCUGCUCAGAUCGAUGGCACUCGGUACAUGGGCAAGAUUAUUCAGGUUGGGACUGGCAUGCCUGAUUCAAACAUAUCGCUUCACAUGCAGAGCUUCAUGGUCAGCGGAAAGCAGUAUUUCGGGGCUGUACAGGGUCACUCUAGGACCGAGAAGUAUAUCCCUGAGAUGAUUCAGUGGUGGAAGGAUGGCAUUUUCCCUGUCGAGAAGCUGAUCAAACUCUUCGAUUACAAAGAUUUCAGUGGUGCAGUUUCAUCUAUGGGGAGUGGCGACGUUGUAAAACCUAUCAUUACGUGGUAA
Clonostachys rhizophaga is the source of this 1125-nucleotide messenger RNA. The record is from the annotation of a GenBank genome assembly. Lineage: Eukaryota; Fungi; Ascomycota; Sordariomycetes; Hypocreales; Bionectriaceae.